AUGCAAGUGAAUCGGCCUCGUGCUGUGGAUCUUCAGCACCACGGCCCACCAAUCAAUUUAGAAUAUUUAUUCCUCUGGCUCGACACGUGUCGUGUCAUGUUCGUCGGCGUGGUCCACAGCGCCUUGCUGCAUGCGUGCGCCGUCCACAAAAAGACGCUGCAGGAGACCCCAGACAUGCUCGAGGAGAUCCGGAGACGGCCUGCGUCACGAGGCACCGAGAGAGGGGCCCGAUGGGCGCACGAGGCGGUCGUUGUCCACGUGGCCCGACCUAACAAUACCGUUGUUCUACAUUGCAGAUAG
Prorocentrum cordatum is the source of this 300-nucleotide messenger RNA. The record is from the annotation of a GenBank genome assembly. Lineage: Eukaryota; Dinophyceae; Prorocentrales; Prorocentraceae.